Yamadazyma jaroonii is the source of this 1014-nucleotide messenger RNA. The record is from the annotation of a GenBank genome assembly. NCBI's taxonomy places the organism in Eukaryota, Fungi, Ascomycota, Pichiomycetes, Serinales, Debaryomycetaceae.
AUGUUCAAAUUAGCUGUAUUAUUAUCCAUUGCUUCAUUCGCUGUCGCUGACAGAGAUUUCCAAUUAACUGCCAGAGGUGGUUAUAUUAACUCUGGGGUUGCUGCUGAUGGUGACAAAAUUGGUGUAAACGCCGGUGGAGCUGUUGAUUUCCAUUUAGAAGAACCAAUUGGUUACUUACUUUUAGGUGGUAGAUAUGUUCAAGCCAGUCCAGAAGGCUUAAACUUAGUUGACCAAGAUGAAGCUUCCAGAACUUGGGGAGUUGAAGAUGGUAAAUUAAUCAUGGGUGUUAAUGGUCCAGGAUUUUACGCAUGUGCUCAAGAUGAUGGUUCAAUCUUUGUUUCAAGUGUUGUUUGUCCUGAAGGAACCGAAGAACAAGAAAUUGAAUUAUAUACCAGUGAUAUUGAUGGCUCAGAAAGUCAAUCAGAUGGUGGUGCUGCAGCCGUAGGUGGCUCAUCUACUGAUGGUAGUGCCACUACCUCAAGUGACGAUGAAGAAUCUAAUUCUACUGAAAGUAGUGGAUCUGAAUCAUCAGGUGAAGCUGGUGCAGCUGCUCUUGCUUCUGAUGCUGAUUCAUCUGAGUCAAGUGACUCAAGUGCAUCAGAUGAUUCAGAAUCAAGCGCAUUGGACGAAACUGAGUCAAGUUCCGAUGUCUCAGAAUCAUCAGAAGAAUCCAGUGCUUCCGAUGAAGGUUCUGCCUCCGAAUCUUCAGAAUCUUCAGCAUCUGAUGAAUCAUCCGAAUCAGACGAAGCUUCAGCCUCCGACGAAUCCUCAGAAUCAGACGAAGCUUCUGCUUCAGACGAUUCAUCUGCCUCCGAUGAAGCUUCAGCCUCCGAUGAAUCAUCAGCUUCAGAUGAUUCAGAAUCUUCCGACUCAUCAGAUUCAAGUGAAUCAGGAUCCGCUUCAUCUUCAUCUGGAUCAGAUUCAAGCUCAGAAUCAGCCAGUGAUGAUAGUGGAGUUUCUAGAGUUUCAGUUGGUUUAACUGGUUUAAUCGCUGCUGCUGCCUUAAUGAUUUAA